AUCUACUAGUACUACAUAGUACUAGUCAGUCUCACUCAAUUCUAGGCCCGAUAAGCAAGCCCAGAAAUACUACUAAUAACCCCCCUAUAAUAGUAUAAAGCGACAGUCCAUAUAAUCAAACACACAACAGUAACUAUCCUGAUACCCCCUACCAAUUCAUAAUCCAUCCAAUCUCAAUUCUAACCCAUCAAAUCCAAAACCAAACACCAAAAAUCAAAAUGAAUCUCAAACACCUCCUCCUCUUCAGCACCACCCUUGCUCCAAUCUCCCUAACCCUCGCCAAUCCCAACCCCAACCCGGUCGGACCCCGAAGCCCCCAAUCCACAGGCAUACUAUCUGAUCUCCCAUCCCUCAUCGACAACCUGAAGGAACUCCUCAGUCAAGACACAGUCGAUAAUCUGGAAACGAUCGUCAAGGGGGCAGCAGUGCUACUGGGCGGUGAUACGCCUCAGAAUCUGCAAAAGUUGUUGUCGAGUAGCAAUAUCGACAAGUUGCAGAAUAUCAUCGAUAAUGCAGAUUUGCUGUUGACGACGUCGUUUGUUAAUGAGACGAGUGAGUUGAUUGGGGAUGCGUUGCCGUUGGUAACUGAUGUAUCGGCGUUAUUGACGGCUAUUAUGAAGACUGCAUGAUAUGCAAGCAGUAGUACAUAGGAUAUAGUACAG
Molecule: messenger RNA, 662 nt
Organism: Aspergillus vadensis CBS 113365
Lineage: Eukaryota; Fungi; Ascomycota; Eurotiomycetes; Eurotiales; Aspergillaceae
Exons: 2
Coding region: 219-629 (136 amino acids)
Source: RefSeq, a predicted model, not a curated record